AUGUCCGACGUCGAGCCCGCUGAGCCACCUGCACUUUUGGGCGAGGAGCCUGUGGCCAAACCUAUCGUAGAAGAGGUUCCAGAAGAGCCUUCAGAAGCCACGGUUGCGGAAACAGCACCCGUCCCCGAACCAGAAGAAACAGUAUCGAGCCCUGAGCCGCCGCCUGUCGCAGCAGUUGAAGAAGACACACCUAUCUCGCAACCUGAACCUGCCCCUGCAUAUACGGCUGUCGACAACCCAGUGGAGUCCGAACACGACGCUAUCGCAGCAGCUCCUGCAGAAACACUCGCACCGAUUUCUGAGGAUGCAGCAGCGCCAUUACAAAAGGCGGCAUCAGUGCCCCAUGAGACGGAGCCUGCGACCGUAGCGAAGUCUGCAACCAUCCCAUCCCAAGCGGCAGCAGCUCCCACUGUGCCAGAUCCAGCUGUAUCGGCCGUUCCCGAGACUACGUCCGCGCCAGAUCUUUCGGCAGUGAAGACAGAAGUAGCAAAAGCUGCUGCCGCCGCAGACACGAAAUCUUUGACGCCUAGCAAAAAAGAUAGAGCCAAGGCCAAGAUACUCGGCAAGGUUGUACCGAAGGUUGCAGCAUUGCGUGCACCCAAAGAAGUGACUCCCCUACUGGUGCUUCUCACGCAGAAGAAGAAGGCUGGUGUUGAUGUCCAGCCUAUCGUAGAAAGCAUGCUUAAGGUUGGCGCCGGUCCAUGA
Messenger RNA from Plenodomus lingam JN3, 705 nucleotides. RefSeq lists its product as uncharacterized. NCBI's taxonomy places the organism in Eukaryota, Fungi, Ascomycota, Dothideomycetes, Pleosporales, Leptosphaeriaceae. The record is from RefSeq and is a predicted model, not a curated record.